Messenger RNA from Dama dama (fallow deer), 2977 nucleotides. It is a transcript of the gene MRGPRF, whose product is annotated as MAS related GPR family member F. Gene Ontology annotation, cellular component: membrane. The coding region runs from base 521 to 2095 and encodes 524 amino acids. The record is from RefSeq and is a predicted model, not a curated record. The transcript has 2 exons. Gene Ontology annotation, biological process: G protein-coupled receptor signaling pathway. Lineage: Eukaryota; Metazoa; Chordata; Mammalia; Artiodactyla; Cervidae. Gene Ontology annotation, molecular function: G protein-coupled receptor activity.
GCCCGGGACCUGAGCCAUAGCCCCAGGCACCUCCCCGCCACGCCUGCAGCCCCGUCCUGCUUCUGAUGGUGACCGCUGUGGGGUGGCCGCCACGGGAAGCAGAGAUGGGACCAGCUCCGGAGUCUCCAGAAACCCCCAGAGAAGAGGCAGAGCCCAGGGAGGGGACCAGGCUCCAGGCAGGCAUUUUACAAGGUGGUAUGUGGCCGGGAUGGCAGCUCACGCCCAGUGACUCACCGGCCCUCCCGCUCUGACUCUGCGGAGAGGAUUGCAGAUUUUUUCCAGCCUGCGAGAGGCUCUGAGUGAUCUGGUCUGUCAGCUGCAGCCCCUGCUGCCCUGUUCCCUUGGGCGCAGAGCUGGUCCUCCACCGACUGCUUCAGUCAGUGAGUGGUCUUGUAGAUUACGCCUCUCUUCCCCAGCUAAGAGGAGGUUCUUAGAAGGCCACUCUGUGGCCUGGAGUAGUCAGAACCGCCAACAGGAAAGACUGAGAUUAGAGCAAGCUAAGGCGUUUGAUGGGCUUCCCAUGUGGUACAGUGUUGAAGAAUCUGCCGGCCAAUACAAGAGAUGCAGGUUCAAUCCCUGGGUCAGGAAGAUCCCUUGGAGGAGGAAAUGGCAACCCACUCCAGUAUUCUUGCCUGGAAAACCUCAUAGACAGAGGAGACAUGACGGGCUGCAGUCCCUGGGGUCGCAAGAGUCAGACACGACCACACACACACACACACACAGCAUGAAGGGUUUGAGAGCUGACAGACAGACAGAUGUGGAGUCAUCAGUAAAUGUAUUUAGAGAAUGCUGGGCAGUGGCUAGGACCCCAUGCCCUGAGCUCACGGGGUCAACCCAAAGUUUACCAACACCCUCCAGUCCCUGCUUGCAGAUGCCCCUUGACCAGAGCCAGGCCAAAAGUGCUCUCCCUUUGUUAUGGAGUGUCAGGCCCAGAAAACCAUCUUUCAGGACCCAGCUUUCUGCCAGAGCUGGGGGGCCAUCUGGAAAGCAGCAGAGUGGGCUUGAUCUGACAACCUUCUGGGUUUUGUUUGUGUGUUUGUUUGUUUUGCUUUUGUUUUGGAGGGAGAGUCAUGAGCAGUGGGAACUGAUACCCUGCAGGCGUUUAAAGGAGAUGUGUCCCGGCGUGAGCGAGGCCCCCGAGCUGUACAGCCGCGGCUUCCUGACCAUCGAGCAGAUCACCAUGCUGCCGCCGCCGGCCGUCAUGAACUACAUCUUCCUGCUCCUCUGUCUGUGCGGCCUGGUGGGCAACGGGCUGGUCCUCUGGUUUUUCGGCUUCUCCAUCAAGAGGAGCCCCUUCUCCAUCUACUUUCUGCACCUGGCCAGCGCGGACGUCGGCUACCUCUUUAGUAAGGCCGUGUUCUCCAUUCUGAACACGGGGGGCUUCCUGGGCCCCUUUGCCGACUACGUCCGCGCCGUGUCCCGGAUCGUGGGGCUCUGCAUGGUCCUUACCGGCGUGAGCCUCCUGCCAGCCAUCAGCUCGGAGCGCUGCCUGUCGGUCAUCUUUCCCGCCUGGUACUGGCGCCGUCGGCCCAAGCGCCUGUCGGCUGUGGCGUGCUCCCUGCUCUGGGCCCUGUCGCUGCUGGUCACCUGCGUCCACAACUACUUCUGCGUGUUCCUGGGCCGCCAGGCGUCCGGGGCGGGCUGCAGGCACAUGGACGCCUUCCUGGGCAUCCUGCUCUUCCUGGUCUUCUGCCCGCUCAUGGUGCUGCCCUGCCUAGCGCUCAUCCUGCACGUGGAGUGCCGGGCCCGGCGGCGCCAGCGCUCGGCCAAGCUCAACCACGUCAUCCUGGCCGUGGUCUCAGUGUUCCUCGUGUCCUCCAUCUACCUGGGCAUCGACUGGUUCCUCUUCUGGGUCUUCCGGAUCCCGGCGCCCUUCCCCGAGUACGUCACCGACCUGUGCCUCUGCAUCAACAGCUGCGCCAAGCCCGUGGUCUACUUCCUGGCCGGCAGGGACAAGUCGCAGCGCCUGUGGGAGCCUCUCAGGGUGGUCUUCCAGCGGGCCCUGCGGGACGGGGCCGAGCCGGGGGAGGCGGGAGGCGGCACGCCCAACACGGUCACCCUGGAGAUGCAGUGUCCCUCGGGGAAUGCCUCCUGAGAGGCUGGGCGCCUGCCGGCGAGGCCGGGCCCACGUGGCCUCCAGAGACCCUUGACAGAGGGACGGGAGCUGGCAGCAGCCCUGGGGCCCAAGCGCAGGGAGAGAAAGCUGCUUCUGCCUGCGAGCCGCCUUCUCCCAGGGCACAGGCUCCCCUGGGGAGGGGGGGAGCGAGACGGACAGCCCCCUGUGACCCUGCCAGGCUCCCCCGGCCACCCCCUCCUUCCCUGAGCCGUGGUACAGAAGUCGCCCCCAGGUCGCGAGCCGGGUGUGGGGCUCCUUCUGGCCCCAGGGUGGUCAGGAAGGGAGAGGAGGGCGUCACCCAGCCCUGUCCACCUUCUGCCCCGUGGUGAGGCAGCCCUCCCCGAGAAGGACUCAGCCCGCACCAUCGCCUGUCGGGCCAGCAGCUUCCUCCUGCCGUGAAGACACCUCCUGGCUCCGUUCGUCCUCUUAAGGUGACCCUGCAAGCAGACGGCCACGAAAGGGCCCUGCGGGGGAGAGCUGCCCCUUAAGCACCUCGGGGUCCCAUCUUUCUGCAGAUGACGUUCCCGCCUCUGGGGAGCCCUUGGACGGCCCAAAUGGCAGGGCUUCUGUCCUGCCGAGUAGCUGGACGCAGAAAGGAGCCACGGCCGGCUUGAGUGACUCGCUGUCUUUUCUGACUCCGCGCCGGCUGGUGCAUCCGAGCCGCCGUCUGCCUGGCCCACGGGGCUCUAGGGGGCCGUCCAGGCCAUCACGGGGCUCCGGGGGGCCGUCUGAGAGCGGGCACUGGCUCUCCCUGGCCACCCCAGCCCACCUGCAGGCACGGGGGCCCAGCUUGGUCAUCGGAGGUUUUAUGAAAGACAGUAAAUGUGUAUCAAUAAACGUUUUCUAUCUUGCACUGAGGAA